Messenger RNA from Tribolium castaneum (red flour beetle), 3044 nucleotides. It is a transcript of the gene Sec8, whose product is annotated as Secretory 8. NCBI's taxonomy places the organism in Eukaryota, Metazoa, Arthropoda, Insecta, Coleoptera, Tenebrionidae. Gene Ontology annotation, biological process: exocytosis; Golgi to plasma membrane transport; chemical synaptic transmission. The record is from RefSeq and is a predicted model, not a curated record. The transcript has 11 exons. The coding region runs from base 186 to 2978 and encodes 930 amino acids. Gene Ontology annotation, cellular component: exocyst; synapse; growth cone membrane.
UGUAAAUGAGUGUGGAAAUAACAAAAAUAAUGAAUUUGCUUGGAACUUGGUGAUGUUCGUAACCGUAGACACUUUCAGUGCUGUCACUUUGACAUUGACAAGUGCGGUUAUGUCUGUGUUAUUGAACCCCUGAUAUAAAAUUUCCGCCCAAAUAAAUUUCCCAAAAUCGCGUUUUGGGUCCAACGAUGGAGUUAUCGCCCCCUGUGAAGCCCCCUCGGGGCGUGAAACCGGUCAAAGAAACGAGCGGUCUUCUGAUGUCCGUUAUCCGCACCCUGUCAUCAAGCGAGACCAACGAGCAGCGGGACAAGGAGAAAUCAAAGCUCGAAACGGAGUACAAAAACUGUGAUAGGAAACUGGACGAAUUGGUGUCAAAACAUGAGUCGGAUUUGGCCAAAGUUAUGCAACAGUUUGCGGCAAUCUCGCAAAUCGUGAGCGACAAUCGUCUGAAAAUCGCCAAAGUGAAGGAGCAUUUGCAGGAUUGUAAGAGGAAGUUGAGGUGUCGCAGGGACGAGUUGCGGAAUUUGUGGCUCGAGGGGCUCGAGUAUAAGUACAUGCUUCAGCUGCUCGACGAAAUUGAGAAAAUGAGUCAAGUGCCUGACCGUUUGUCGAACUUUAUGUCGCACAAACAGUACUUGCAUGCGACUGAGCUCCUUGUCGAAGCGGUCACUUUGGGGAAAAACACUCUCGAAGGUGUUGAAAGUCUCAAAGAGCUCAGUCGCGAGUUGGAACAAAAGAAGGAACAACUCCACUUGCAACUUUUCGCCGAGUUGAAAGAGCACUUGUUUACACGGCCUGCUCAGCGAGUUCUGGCUUUAAGGCGGCAGGAGUCAGGCCGUGAUAAUUUCCUCAUAAAUUCGCCUUUGCAACGCAGCACUGAGUUGCGAUUGUCGCGGAAUCGGAUGGCCGUCAGGAGAAAUAUCUUCGAAAGUGCUCAAAAACUCGACAAUUUCAACGUUGUUGAAGACCUAACAACUGCGAACCCUGAGGAGAAUUCUUAUCAUUUCAUUGUUAUCCUAAUCAAAUGUCUGGCUUUGCUUGAUAAGCUGCCGUUCGCUGUGAGCCGGAUUAAGGAGGAGAUGCAAGUUUUUUUACUGGGGAUUAUUCAGCGCUCCACGCAACAUAUUAAGGACUUUGCCGGCUUGCAGACUGAAACGGACUACAAGCAGGCCUUGAAGGAGCUCGUGCAAACUUUGUUCGAACAAUUCAAGGAAGUGGCAGAGGCGCAGUUGGUGUUUUUGCGCAACGUUGAAGAAGCCGCUAAAGUACACAACACUCAAGUCAGCACCUACAGCAUCCAGUUUUACUGGACGCAAGUGCAAAGUGUUCUCGAAAUUUUCCUAAACGAGUAUUUGGACGUUGAAAACACCUCGACCGAAUCACACGUGAGCAACAAGUCGGACGCUAAUGAUUUGUCGUCGUACUUCGGGCGCCGGAAGCAACCAAUCAAGAAAAAAUCCUUGUUUAAGUUUGAUAGUUCGUCCAGUGCCCUUACACUUAGUAGUACUUUAAAGUCGACCAAAAAGGAUAAAAUUCUCGUUUGUAGACCGCAUUCUAAUAAUAUUUUGAUCGUUUUCAUCCCUUUUAUGUGCUUUAUUGAAGAAGUUGAGCAAGUUUUGGGCCAGAACGGGCCGUGUCAGCUGCAUCGUUUUAUCACCCAAUACGUGUCUGAAGUUUAUUUGAAGCGGAAAUCGGAUGAAAUAAUUGAACAGAUCGAAACUGCAGUCCGUGCUGCUGAUGCAUGGAAGGCUACAGUUCUUCUAGAUUGCACGGCCGAUUAUAAGCCACUUUUAGUGAGUACGGCCAGUGUUGAACGUUGUAUACGUGAGUGGAAGGCAGUUUUGCAAGCCUUACCGAUUUAUAGCGAACGAAUAGCUGUAUAUUCGUGUAAAGCCUUGAAGGAGUACAAAGAUACGUGUUUUGCCGCCUAUUCUGGAAUUGUUCAGCCACAUUCUGAGGAUAGGAGGAUUUGCAGCGCCGCCUGGUUGAAGGACGAGGACAUUAGUCGGUUUCUGAAGUCUUUGCCCAACUGGGUGAACCUGAAGGCCCAGCAGGAGUACCACGCCCGCAGCGAGCGCAUCCGGCGCGCCCUCCGGCGGGAGCAGCGCUCGGAAGAGGAGAGUCCCGAAGACGUGCGCAAGCGCAAUCGCCGCGAGGCCGAAAUUCUCGCCAGCAAUUUGGGCGAAGGCGGCGUCAGUGCGUCGGAAAUCCUGUCGGACAUGGCCCUCCUCAAGGAAUUGGCCCAAUUACAGGAGAGUAUGGAGUGGUUCUCGGUUAGAAUGUUCCAAUACACGAGCGAAUUCCGGCACGAGCCGGCCGGCUUAUCACCGUCUAAGCCCGACAGCGAGAUGGAGGGCAUAGCCCCAGUCUCGGGGGCUGUGCUCCAACAGCUGACAAGUCUAGCACAGGAGUUUGACGAGUUGGCUAACACUUGCCUUCUGUUGUUACAUCUCGAGGUGAGAGUGCAAUGUUUUCACUAUUUGUUGGCGCAGACUCACCUGAAUCGAGAGACCCAUGAGCCCGACCCGAAGGUGUUGGAGUUGAGCCGAGUGCUGGCGAAUGUGGACGAAGCGGUUACGUCCAGUUUGCAUCCCAGGAAGUGUAAAUACAUUUUCGAGGGCUUGGGUCACUUGAUUGCGAAAAUUUUGAUCAGUUCGGCGCAGUAUUUGCAGACGAUUGACGAGGCGGGGAUUCAGCGAAUGUGUCGGAAUAUUUUCGCCCUUCAACAGACUCUCACCAAUAUUACAAUGACGAGAGAGUUGGCGUUGGAUCAUGCGCGCCAUUAUUUCGAAUUGUUUUUCUUGACACCGGAGGAAAUUUUGAAUGGGAUUGUGGAAAAAGGUCCAGAAUUUUCCGAAUUGGAAUAUAUGAAUGCGUUCCAGUUGUUGAACAGGAGUCAAGCGGAUCGGGAGCAUGGAUCUGUCACUGUUCAUUUGGAGCGACUGUCGGAUAUCUUGGGCGAAGUUGGGAUGACGGUCUAGUGAUUAUUAAGAGUUUAGUAUUAAUAUGUUGUAAUUUAAGACAAUAAAUAAAAUUAUUAAUCUUUA